AUUUUAAAAUAGAAAUUUGAUUUUGAGCUAGCUUGCUAGUUGCUUAGCUAAGGGCUUUUGUCAGCUUGCGCUUCGCGGACUUACAAUCGCCACAACAUAAAUUGAUUCCCUGAUCACAGCCAAACGCCGCCAAAAACACGUCCAACUGGAAAUCAAAUCCCCCAGAAAGAACAACGAAAAUUUGAAGUUUUAGAAAGGAAGGAGUGAUUAAUCGCUUAUUUUUCUUUUAUCCAUCCUCGAGAUGCAAGCCGUGGUUAUUAGCCCAACAUAUUAUUGCAGGGCCCAUCAAUCCCUAGAACCCUCCUGUUCUCGUCCCACAACUGCCACGCCGUCUAGCUUCUUUGGCACCCGCGUAUCGCUCAAGAAAGGGCGUAAUCUCUCGCGGCGCUGCUCAUGGCGUUGUGUGCGGAUUCGAUCACCUGCUCUCACCCGUAGGCAAGUUGUAAAGGCUGUGGCCAUUCCUGACUCAGCGUUGGAGUUGCUGCUAACGGCAGAGAAUGUCGAAAGAGUGUUGGAUGAAGUUCGACCAUACCUUAUUGCUGAUGGGGGGAAUGUGGCAUUACAUGAGAUUGAUGGUAAUGUUGUGCGAUUGAAGCUACAAGGGGCAUGUGGCUCAUGUCCAAGUUCUGUUAUGACAAUGAAGAUGGGUAUCGAGAAACGGCUAAUGGAAAAGAUACCUGAAAUUGUUGCAGUGGAACCAAUAACUGAUGAAGAAACUGGCCUUGAGCUGAAUGAAGAAAAUAUUGAGAAGAAAUUAAGGCAUAACGUUCAACUUUUUCUGAACGUGUAUGCAUGUCAGGUACUUGAAGAAAUUAGGCCGUACCUGGUUGGGGCAGCGGGUGGAUCGCUUGAAUUAGUUGCCAUUGAAGAGCCAAUAGUGAAAGUUCGAAUAACGGGCCCUGCAGCAGGGGUCAUGACUGUUAGAGUGGCUGUCACACAAAAAUUGCGAGAGAAAAUUCCUGCCAUUGCGGCAGUUCAACUUCUAUGAUUUCGAUGCUAGAUUCUUCCAUCAACAAUAUGGUUCUCAAAUAAAGCAUUUCUUGUUAGGCUUGUAAAACUUGUAUGAAUAGUGAAAUCCUGCUGUAUAGUUUCUAUACUUGUUGGAUGCCAGUGUUAAAUGGUAAUGUUUUGACAGUUCAAUUCUAUUACAGUGAUUUGUAAAUUGUCA
Molecule: messenger RNA, 1168 nt
Organism: Durio zibethinus
Lineage: Eukaryota; Viridiplantae; Streptophyta; Magnoliopsida; Malvales; Malvaceae
Product: nifU-like protein 2, chloroplastic
Biological process (GO): iron-sulfur cluster assembly
Cellular component (GO): chloroplast stroma; mitochondrion
Molecular function (GO): iron ion binding; iron-sulfur cluster binding
Source: RefSeq, a predicted model, not a curated record